Pygoscelis adeliae (Adelie penguin) is the source of this 773-nucleotide messenger RNA. Its product is annotated as septin-4-like. Gene Ontology annotation, cellular component: cell division site; septin complex; synaptic vesicle. Gene Ontology annotation, biological process: regulation of exocytosis; cytoskeleton-dependent cytokinesis. Gene Ontology annotation, molecular function: GTP binding; molecular adaptor activity; GTPase activity. The record is from RefSeq and is a predicted model, not a curated record. The transcript has 6 exons. The annotation marks the transcript as partial. NCBI's taxonomy places the organism in Eukaryota, Metazoa, Chordata, Aves, Sphenisciformes, Spheniscidae.
AGCGCAUCACGCAGACGGUGGAGAUCACCAAGCACGUGGUGGACAUCGAGGAGAAGGGUGUCAAGCUGCGCCUGACCAUUGUGGACACACCGGGCUUUGGUGACGCCGUCAACAACACCGAGUGCUGGAAGCCGGUGGCCGACUACAUCGACCAGCAGUUCGAGCAGUAUUUCCGCGACGAAAGUGGCCUCAACCGGAAAAACAUCCAGGACAACCGCGUCCACUGCUGCAUCUACUUCAUCUCGCCCUUUGGCCACGGGCUCCGGCCCCUGGACGUGGAGUUCAUGAGAGCCCUGCACCAGCGGGUGAACAUCGGGCCUGUGCUGGCCAAGGCUGACACCCUGACCCCCACCGAGGNNNUACGGCCGAGGAGACGCAUGUGGAGGGAUGUGGGCCACGGUGGGCAGGGCCGAGCCCUGCUAGCCCCCGUCAUCCUCUUGCAGGAGAGCAUCCCCUUCGCCGUCAUCGGCAGCAACACGGUUGUGGAGGCCAAAGGCCGGCGCGUCCGUGGGCGCCUCUACCCCUGGGGCAUCGUGGAAGCUGCUCCCUCGGCUGCUCCUGGUCGCCCGCGGCACGUCUGGGCUGGGACGAGCGCCAGCUGCCUCCUUCCUGAGACACACCAGUUUUGGUUUUCCACCGAGCUGAGUGGUGCAGUGGAUACGCGGGAGGGAAGGGGUGGCAUCCAGAGGGACCUGGACGGGCUGGAGGAGUGGGUCCAUGAGACCCUCAUGAAGUUCAACCAGGCCAAGUGCAAGGUCCUGCACCUGGGUUGA